Messenger RNA from Symbiodinium sp. CCMP2456, 681 nucleotides. NCBI's taxonomy places the organism in Eukaryota, Dinophyceae, Suessiales, Symbiodiniaceae. The record is from the annotation of a GenBank genome assembly.
AUGUCGGCUCCAUGCCGGUUUCUUCGUGGCGUGAUACAGAUCUUCGUGCCAGACAGGCCAAACUUGGACAAGUCCUUGAACCAGCAAUACCGUAUCGCCUUCUACCUCUUCUGGCCCUUGAUUCAGAUUGACCUGUACAUCCUUCGCUUCUACAAAGACAGCGUGCUCGUGAUGCUGGCGCUGAAGGGCUUCAAGUACAUGGAUUCUGCUAGACGGGUGGAAGGCUUGCUGAAUCGGUCUCGGGGGAAGAUCCCUCACCUCACGAAGUUCACUUCCAGGAUUGAGGCCUUCCUGAAGGGCAGCAUGGGCUUCACGAGCAUGGUGUGGGCAUUCUUCCUUUUUCGAGAGCCGCGGCAGGGCGCAUACCACCAGGUGGAAACUCUGAGCAUGAAGUCAUCCAUCACCCAAGUAUGGGUUACCCCGGAGCAUUCACCCCUUCUGGCGAUGCCAGUGCUCUUGAUGUUUGGACUGUGGGUUGGUGAUGGCAUGCUGCAUCUGGUGACGAUGUCCUCGAAUGCCUUAACGAUCUGCUACUGCAUUGACGUGGAGAUGGUGGGUGGUACCGAAACCGAUGCCCUCUACGCCCCAGCCGGCCUCAAGCUGGUCUAUCGAGACUUGGGCGGAGGCGAGUCCGAGCGCGAGCUUGCAGAGCUGAUGGCAAACAAUGCCAUCAUGCAGUAA